AUGACGCGGAAGUGAUUGUUUCAGCGUUGUGUGUUUGUGUUUACAUCAAUACCUUCCCAUUUGCGCACCGCGUGCAGGCGUUAGCGAGCACAUGGGAGUGAAAACAGCUACAAAUUUGAUCAAUACUGAAAAAUAAAUCCAUGCUUUCGUUACAGUAUUUGAAGACGCUUGGUUGUCUUUGUCAGAGCUGAUACCGCAAACUGUCAAGGUAGGUUUGAUCUGUUUUAGUCAAUAUUUUUAGGAGCAGAUUGGUUGUUAAGGACUUAUUUCUUGUGAACAAGCGUAAGAAAUGCACCUAUCAGUGUGCAAAACAGUCUUUCUUCCUCUUUGAAUUGUGACUUUGCAUUUGAAUUUUUAUUUCUGUUGUUUUUUUAGCAUCUGGACCAAGUAAAAACUGAGCAGUGUUUGGAUAAAGUGACCAUGAAGGAGGACAGUGAAGCUACUUACGUCCCUAAAUGCUUCAUAGCAGAUCAUCAAGGUUUUUUUGGGACCAUCAAAAACUUCAUCAGUGACUUUAUUGUAACAGAGAUUGACAUUAAUGGACAGUAUGUUAAAACAACAGCUGACACACCAUCUUGUGCCUCAUCUGAUAAGUUCAAUGAAACCAUUGCAGACAGUAUGGAGAACAGUCACCAGGUAGUCUCCCAGGAAACUGGGGAUUCAGGUGAUUGUGGUGCUGAUGCCACUAUUCCCAGUCCCUACAGCUUUGAUUUAAGUGUGAUUUUAGGUCAAGCAGUCAGUGAAGAGCUGGAGCAAUUUGUUUUAACCCUUAAAGAUGAAAACACAUCCAAACAGGAGCUUUCACUGGGGAACUUCUCAGACAAACACCACAGAGCAAACGUCCACAGAGCUAUCAGACACCGCUUCCCUUUCCUCAUGACCGUCACCAUCCAGCCUGAAAUCAGGGUGAGGGAAGACCCAGACUACAGGGAGCUGUCCCAGCUGGUCUCAGAGGACGAAGCCGAGGACUUCUUCAGGUUCAUAGACGCUAAAGUGAGAGGGUCCUCUUAUACUUUUGGACCCGAUGACAAUAAGGAUCACAGGACGGCGGUGCACCACUUUCUGAGCAGACGGUUUGGGAAACUGGUGGAGACGAAGAGUUUCAGCGAUCAGGGAAAAACGGCCAUCACGGUCCGGCUGAGGGAGCAGGGGAGGCAGAAAAAGAGGACGACGGAGGAACGAAAGGAGGAGGAGGUUUACACGGGUAAGGGGUUUAACAGCAGCUUUUUUUUCCAACACAAAAUUGGUCUGCUCACUAAAAUGUGGGCAACAAAGAAAUUACAUACACAAUGCGCACAUCAGCUGGCAUUUCAUGGGUUAGGGUUAAUCAGUCAAGAGAAGAAUGAUUUUAUAUUCGAUUUUCCGUGGGAACUCGACAUGAAAUUAAGUAUUUGUUGUCUUCUCUCCCCCCAGCUUUCACUCUGUGUAAAGAGAACCUGGAGACCCUUGAGGCCAUCAGCUACAUGGCUGCGGCUCUUGGGGUCCUGCCAUCAGAUUUCACCUACGCUGGGAUCAAAGACAAAAGAGCCAUCACAUACCAGUCCAUGGUGGUCAAGAAGGUCUCACCUGAACGGUACUUCUGUGUUUCUUUUCUGAUUUGAAUCAGUUUUUCCCAUCUGCACAUUUGUGAGACAAGAAGUAAGACAAGCCUCGGAAGUCAGGGUGCUUAAAACCAGGGAAAUCGAUGUGAAAUCCUCUCCUGUGUUUGUGUUUUAUUUGUGUAUUCACCACAAGGUUGAAAGAGAAGGCGGGAGAGUUUGAGAGGAGGGGCAUGCGUCUGUCUCAGAUCCUCUCUGUAAGCGAGCCUCUGAGGCUCGGACGGCUGCAGGGAAACCAUUUUGACCUUGUAGUGCGAGAUUUGAGACCACACAGUAACAGCGACACACACUCACCUGGUGUUAACACACACACUCAUCUGGCUGCACUGGUCGAAGAAGCAGUGGAGAAUGUCAAGGUAUGUUUUCAUUAUUUUGUAGUUUCAGUGAUCAUAUUUUCCACCUUUGGACUUCUAACAUUAUCAACCUGUGUGUCGCAAAUCACAUGCAUGUUUCUACCCUGAUUGAAACAUGCACAGGUUUAACAUUCUAAACAAACAAUAUUUUAGCUUUUAACCAUCUCACAAGGAGUCGUAGACCAAAACGGCAUUGUGCAAUUAAAGAGCUUUUCCUCUAAACUUAGUGUUUUGCAAUAAUGCAGAGAUACACUGACCAAUUUAAGUCAUUUAUGUCAUUUUCGAUAAACAAAACUCAUCAUUUAUUGUCUAAUGUGGUCGUACUGGUUUGCAACUGCAACAUCUACAUCUGUUGACUUAUGCAGGCCAGAGGUUUUGUCAACUAUUAUGGACCACAGAGGUUUGGGACAGUGCAGAGUGUUCAAUCUGACCGUGUAGGGCUGGCGUUACUCAAAGAGGACAUGGUAAGUGAAGUGGACUGGCUGUAUUUUGAUGAUCAUCUUAAUUACUUUUAAAGAAAACUGUGUCAUCUCAGCAAAAUAAAUCCUACCAGGCUGCAGUUGACUUGGUUGCUGGCUAAUGUUGUAAUGUGUGUUGGGCUCAGGUGGGUGCUGUGCGACUCUUCUUCACUCCAGAGGAAGGUGAGGAUCCUCAAAGCCAGGCGAAGAGACACUUCUUACAAACAGGUGAGGGCUGAGGCAACACAGACUGUUUGUACUUCAGAUUUUUCAGGAAAACCAAACAACCUAUUCAGCAAAAUAAUCACAGGUUUUCUCGUUUUUUUUUUCAUUAAAAUGUCAGAAGUCUCUUUGCACUUCAACAGUUUUUACUCUGUUCUUACUAGACAAUGCCAAGGAGUGUUUAGCAUUGAUGCCGUUGUCAAAGGUCAGAGAACGGCUGAUGCUUCGGGCCCUGAACCGGUACGGCACAGGUCCUGAUGGUUGUGCCCAAGCCUGGCUCAGCCUGCCCCACAGCACAAGAGUCUUCUACCCCCAUGCCUACUGCAGCAGGUCAGCAACAAGGAAAUACUCCUCAAACGUUUUUUUUACAUUCUAACUACACUAAAAAUAAGUAUUGUGGCUGUAACUGUAAAUGAGUCCUUUACUGAAUCAACAGUGCUCCAAAUCACAGUUACAGAUGUGCUGAUCUGUUUGUUUGUCAGAGUGUGGAACGAGGCGGUGGCACACAGACUAACAACUCUGGGCCACAGAGUCAGGAAAGGAGACCUGGUGUGGAUGCAGGAAGAACCGAACAAGCUGGAUGACUCUGGACUCAUGAGUUCCCCUCAGGUAAGAGAGGAGAGAGAGACAGCUGGAGGACAUUUGGUUUAACACUGACUUUACAGCUCGGGAAAAUUAAUACACUUAACCUUACUCUUACUGUCUCCACACACCAAGAGCGAGUAAAAUCGUUCGCGCGAAUGAAUUAUAUGUGAAGUCAAUGCAAAGACGCGAUAAGACGUUCCUACGACUCUGGUGGGCGAAUUACCUGGUAAAUUGUAAAAAAGCUUUGUCUAUCACUUGAUCCGCCGGUUGAAUUGGUCAGGAUAACCUUUGAAAUUACUGUCGACGCUCAAAUGAAGUGAGUAAAUACUCUUCAUUCAUGCGUCAAGAUUCGUGCGAAUUAAGCGGGUAGAUGAUUUUACUCACGCUUGGUGUGAACGCCUCAUAAGAAAUUGUAAAAAUACAUUUUAUUUAUGGGCAUCUUUCAAGAUAUUCAAGACCACCUUACACAGACAACAAUAUUAAAAAUGGACUUAAUACCAAGACUCGAGUAAAUAAUAUCAGAGUCAGAGGCACAGAUUGUCUGUGGUAGAGCUCCAGAGAAGGGGGCUGCACAGUUAAAUGCUCAAGUUAAAUGCUUAAAUGUACAGUAAAGAGUGUAGGUGAAGGAGAUAGAUGGGUAUUGGGGAUGUUUAAAGAGAGCCUUCCAUGUAAGAAGGCUCCUACUCUGCCUGUUUCUCCAGUUUUCCUCCUCUUUUUUGCAAUAAGUGGGGGAAUGUUUCCUGUGAAGGAGUUUACAGGAUGGAAAACAGCUCAUUGAGGAAAUCCCAUCAUUAUAGUAAAAAAUAUCUACAUUUAAUGCCCCCACAGUGUUGCCAGUAACACCCACCAAUCACAGGUAAUGAUAGAGCAGACAGGAAGUACUCAGUUGAAGCCCACUCUCCAAACUUUCUGUCUGGUUUGCUUUAUUGAAACUUUAUAUUGUCUUUUUUAUUGAUAGUAUGUUUUUAUAUUAAGCAUGUUUUGAGAGCACCAUGUCUUGUUUUUCCAGAUCCAUGUGGUGACAGAGCAAGAAGAGCUGGAGGGAGUGUACACACUGGGACAAGUAUGUUGUAGUUUAUGUAGUUUAAGUCGAUGUAGUUUGGGUAAUUCCAUUUAUCAAUGCUUUUCUUACUGUGUUCCUGUUUCUAUUUCAGAUACUGCUUCCAAUGCCAGGAAACACCGUGAAGUACCCAGAAAACUCCAUGGGGACCUGGUUCAAGGAGAGACUUGCCAGAGAUGAACUGGACAAUUGCCGCUUCAGAGUCAGCAGCCUCAAGCUGAACGUACCUGGAUGCUACCGCCCUCUCCUGGCCUGUCCACAAAACCUCCACUACCAGCUGAACUUGCCCUCCAGCAGGGCUGGAGGAGGACGAGGAGGAGAAAAGGAGGCUUUCGCAGGCAGGAGUAUGAGUGAUGGCCGACUGAAUGAAGCGACAGUAGAGGAGAAGCAGGACUCACCAACUCUGUCAUUAAACUUUGAUCUGGACUCGUCUUGUUACGCCACUAUCUGCCUCAGAGAGAUCAUGAAGUGUGACCCUUAGAGGUCAUAUUUUUCUACACAUCCUUCUUGAGUUGAAUAAACUCUUUGUAGUAUAUGACCCGUUACUUGUUUUUGUUGUGGUCGAUUCAGAAAAAAACGGGGCAAAAUGUGGAAAAUGUGCAGUUAGUAAAUGUGAACAAAUCUGAGAGCCAGACUGCUCGACAGCACUCGUGUUUUGUGAAAAGAAUAAAAUUCAUUCCACCUCA
Xyrichtys novacula (pearly razorfish) is the source of this 4962-nucleotide messenger RNA. Lineage: Eukaryota; Metazoa; Chordata; Actinopteri; Labriformes; Labridae. The record is from the annotation of a GenBank genome assembly.